This is a messenger RNA of Triticum turgidum subsp. durum (durum wheat), 1023 nucleotides long. The record is from the annotation of a GenBank genome assembly. NCBI's taxonomy places the organism in Eukaryota, Viridiplantae, Streptophyta, Magnoliopsida, Poales, Poaceae.
AUGUCGCCGUCGCUCUUCUCCGAUUCGUUCGCCUCAAGAACGGUCGACUUGGUGGGGGUGAGCUUGCCCCACUUUGUCACCAGCCAUGAGGAGUCCCUGGAUCUUCUCUUGCGCGAGUCGGAUCAUCUGGGCCGCCGGAUCCAGUCUCUGGCGUCCAUAAUGAGGAAAUUUGAUAUCCCCGUCUCCUCCGACAAGCCCAAAAAGCUGCUGUUUCUCAUGUCACGCGCAGCUGUGAUAAUCUCCAAGACUAUGAAGAAUUAUUCCAAGGAGGAUGCUACUUCUUCAAAGCUUCUUCACCGUGCCCACUGGGAAUCUAUAUGGGGCAGUCAGAUGGCAAGCCAUGGUGUCUUCGAUGAUGCAGCCACACUGAGUCCUAUGCAAUUCACGCCAUCCACACCUGGUAUUACUCCCUACUCUGCUACCACCUGCCCAGCAUUGCAGAUCUACUCUAUCAAAAUUGUUGACCUCAACGUCAACUUGAGCUGGCCGCUCCGAGUGUACGGUGUUGUCGCCGCCAGAGACACUGUGGACCGCAACCGCAACCUUCUCUUCUACCGGUCCAGGGCUAACUACCAAUUAGUCGAGAAAGAUGAUCCUUUUUUGCGCUUGACUGGCCCGUCUCGCGCAAUUUUGGCCAGCAACCCGGUGACAUUUGAAGUUGAACUAAAAACUGUGUAUCCUGGAGCGGAGCCGGAUCCCCAAGGCGCAUUGCUCUCUUGCGUCUAUGAUUGGCGCGCCGUGCAGGAUACCACCCCUAUGUUCCUUGGCUAUGCUUGUUCUGCACAGUUAAGCCUUGAGCAACUUCCUAGAGCAAUCCAGGCCACUAUCAUGGGUGUCCACAUUGUUGAUGGCUCAUGGCCUCCUAAAUAUGGAUGCCGGGUUUCUUGCUCCUUGUCUGCUCCAGAUGAUCCCACUCCUAGGGAAGUGUUGUUGCUUGAUUGUUCCCGUUCUGAUGCUGAAAAAAAAAAGCCCUGUUGGAUCAGAUGGCUACUUUGGUCUGGCAAGGAAUGUUGUUUCAGCUGA